AUUCUUCGGUCUUCACCGAAACAUUUGGCGGAGAGAUCGCCAGGGGUCAGUGUCAUAACCAUGGCAUCGUUCACCGGAUCUUUCGGUGACGAGUCACAACUCAGCGGUUCGACUCGGCCCUUCGAUGACGACGGCUUCAUUGGCUACGAUCCUCGCCUUUCUUCUCAGAGAUUCGACCCAUCGUUCUCCAACUUCGACGCCGACUCCGUCAAGGAAUCGGCCGGUGACUCGUCGCCAAUAUUCACUAGCCAGUCGUACGGCGUCGGAGACGAAAUGUUUUCUUCGAAUCCCGUUCCGGAUACUCCAUCGCCGCCGUCAAUCUACUCUGCUGGUGGCGGAUUCGCAACUUUCUCACCGGAGCAAAACAGUAAGACUUUUCAUGGAGGUCUAGGUGGACUGGACGAUUCGAUCUUGCCACCACCGGUCGAGAUGCCUCCAGAGGAGGGCUUUGCUCUCAGAGAGUGGCGUAGACAAAAUGCGAUAAGACUUGAGGAGAAGGAGAAGAAGGAGAAAGAGAUGCUACAAGAAAUUAUUGAGGAAGCAGAGCAGUACAAAGUUGAGUUCUAUAAGAAGCGUGCCCUUGCUAUUGAGAAAAACAAAGCUUCUAACAGGGAGAAGGAGAAGAUGUUUUUGGCAAAUCGGGAGAAGUUUCACGCUGACGCUUUAAGUACUUGCUGGAAGGCAAUUGCAGAACUCAUUCCCUAUGAGGUGCCAGCCAUAGAGAGAAGGGGAAAGAAAGAUCAGGAGAAGAAGCCGCCUUCCAUUGUUGUGAUUCAGGGACCUAAGCCUGGAAAGCCAACUGACCUUUCAAGGAUGCGUCAAAUACUUAUAAAGCUCAAGCAUAAUCCUCCUGCUCACAUGAAGCCCAAACCACCACCACCACCAUCAGAACCUAAAAAAGAUGCUAAAACAGGUACUCCUCCUGCUGCUUCCUCUAAGCCUGCAGCUGCAGCCACCGUUACUCCUCCUGAUGCUGUAGCAGCAGCUUGACAGAUACCAUAUAGCCUGCCGAAUCUUAUGUAAAGUAAUUAUCUAUGGUCCAGAGAUGUUUAUUUGGUAUGAUAUUGAACUUUAUUGAUGUCUGGAAGUCAAGUCUUUGUGAUGUGCUAGUUGAGGUUUGUGGCAUUUUUCUUGUAGAAAGAUUUGUUAUCCUGUAUCAAUUUUGCUGAAGUUUGGGUGUGACUUUGUGCAGUGAACUUGUUUUUCGUCUUA
Pistacia vera is the source of this 1212-nucleotide messenger RNA. RefSeq names its product clathrin light chain 3-like. Gene Ontology annotation, biological process: clathrin coat assembly; intracellular protein transport; clathrin-dependent endocytosis. Gene Ontology annotation, cellular component: clathrin coat of trans-Golgi network vesicle; clathrin coat of coated pit; plasma membrane. The transcript is spliced from 3 exons. The record is from RefSeq and is a predicted model, not a curated record. The coding region runs from base 61 to 990 and encodes 309 amino acids. Lineage: Eukaryota; Viridiplantae; Streptophyta; Magnoliopsida; Sapindales; Anacardiaceae. Gene Ontology annotation, molecular function: structural molecule activity; clathrin heavy chain binding.